Molecule: messenger RNA, 3111 nt
Organism: Lachancea fermentati
Lineage: Eukaryota; Fungi; Ascomycota; Saccharomycetes; Saccharomycetales; Saccharomycetaceae
Source: the annotation of a GenBank genome assembly
AUGAACGCCAAAGGACAAAUCCCUACCGCAAAUCCAAGCGUAAUUUUCUCUCACGAUAACUGUUUCGAUUCAUUUCUCUCAAAGGAAGUUUUCAAUCAUCUGUUUCCGAUUGCAGACAAUGCAAACGGAAAUGAAUCCCAAUUACCCUAUAUCAGUGUAAUGGUGCAAGGGUAUGACAAAUUUACACACUCAAAGGUACUCAAAUGCAGCAUAAAAGACCAAUUACCUCCUGAUACCGUAGAACUUCCUUCUAAGGUUUUUCGUGUUACAAAGGGCCAACCGACCAUUGAUAACUGUCAAAUAUGGCCCUAUAGGAAUAUCUUGCCAGUUAUUCAAAACCUCGCGAUAUCCUUGAGGCCAACUCUAUACGAUCAGCUAUUGAGUCUCGGUACAUGUGAGGAACAAGUGAAGUAUAUUCAGCUGAAAUGCCGAAUUGAGAACAAAGUAUCAGUGAUCCACUGUGGCGAUGUUCUUUGGGAUUCCUGGUGCCGUGUCAUAGACUGUUCGGAUCAAUUCCAAGGUGUUCUUGAUACCAAUUGUACAAAGAUCGUUCUGGUUUGUGAUGAUCACGCCACCCAAGAAAGCUGCGAACUGCCGUACUAUACGAAGAGCUUGCACUUGGCACAAGCUAAUAGAAUUAGUCUUAGGAUUGGAGGGUUGUCCCGCCCGAUAGACAAAAAUUUGUUGACUCCCAUUCCUUCGGUUCUGGAGGACGAUUCGAUGUUUGUCUUCUCUGAUGCUCUAAGCUUGUUGCGAUUAGGCGUUUCAAGCGGUUCCUACGUAAGAAUCAGCCAAGCAGACGUUUCUCGUAUUGCUAGAUUGUUUGUGCUUUUAUCACCUAACGAAUUGGAUGCUACGACGCUUUAUGCGUGUCCUAAAUUCAUUGCGAAUUUCAAAGAUUCAGAAGAAAUAGUUAUGGAAAAAUGGUCCUUUUCACCUAGAAAAAUUCCAGUAGCUGCGUCUGUGUCUCUCGCACGAGUUGGAAGCUGGAAUAACUGUCAAAAGGUUUACGAAAGCAUAAUUUUAGACAAUUUGACAAAGUAUUUGACAAGUAAAAGCCGUGUGUUAGAGGUAGGUGAUCUUCUUCCUAUACCUUUCGAUUCAAGCCUUGCUCCUAUGUGCUCGGUUCAGUUGAGAGAACUCGAAUUUAGCUCGGAGAAUGAUUCUAUUGUUUGGUUUGAGGUAAGUAAGGUUAAUUUCGAGGAUUCAUCGAUUCUUAGUGGACCAUUUACAAUUGAUAGCGCUCAAACUACCUUAGUAACAGAAAAUGUUGUCUCUAAAUCACCGAUGCCCAUAACGAAUUGCAAUUUUAUUUCAUAUUAUAACUUUCAUGCUCCGUUUCCUUUUGACUCGCCAUCAUUUGAUUACGCAUCUAAGUUUUUGCAGUAUGUUAGAGUUGGUAUUAAGUGUUAUAAACGAGGAAUUAAAAUGCCAUCAACUAUUCUCCUUCACUCCUCUACUCCCAACGUUGGAAAAAGAACUCUGGUUAAACAUACAGCACUUAGGGUGGGUAUUCAUUUUGCCGAAAUUGAUUGCGCAUCGAUAAGUAUUCUACCGGGGGCUGCCGAUACCACGAAUAAAAUAAUAGGGUUUUUGAAGGCUAAACUUGAACCACUUCUGCCGUUUGCCUCACCUUCUAUAGUUUUACUUUCACAUUUGGACUCUAUCUUGGAAAAGGAAGAUGCUCAACAAGAUCCUAGUGGCUCCAAAAAUGCCAAAGCUUUGAGUAUUCAAUUGGGAGAAUUCAUAGAAAAUACCUGCAAGGACUUUACAGGUGUCAUUAUAGUCGCUUCGGUGAAUGAUAUAGAAAAACUGCCCGAAAGCGUCAGCACCAAGAUGAGGUUUGACCUGCAGGUCCCUGUUCCCACUGAGAGACAAAGGCUAGAGAUAUUCAAAUCACAAUUAUCAACUUCUGAGUUAAAUUACGGUGGCUCCAAAGAAUUCAGAUUUUGCGUUGGUCAGAAUGUAAUAACCUCUAAACUUGCGUUGAAAUCUGCCGGUCUUACACCGAAAGAUAUUCAUUCGAUCAUACAUGUCGCUAAAGCUACUGCUUUCCGUAGGUUAGUAAAAAAAGGUGAUUUUUUUGGCGAGUACAUGCUUGCAGGCCAUUUUAUUCCUGUAACUGAUAUUGACUUGUCAGACGCAAUUGAACGGGCAAGGGCUGAGUUCUCAGACGCCAUAGGUGCGCCUAAGAUUCCAAACGUCACCUGGGAUGACAUUGGCGGCAUGGACAUCGUUAAAGGCGAAAUCAUGGAUACUAUUGACUUACCACUAAAGCAUCCGGAACUUUUCUCCUCGGGAAUGAAGAAAAGGAGCGGUAUCCUAUUUUAUGGUCCUCCUGGAACUGGUAAGACUUUAUUAGCAAAAGCGAUCGCGACGAACUUUUCGUUAAAUUUUUUUAGUGUUAAAGGGCCCGAGUUGCUGAAUAUGUACAUUGGGGAAUCAGAAGCUAAUGUUCGUAGAGUCUUCCAAAAAGCUAGGGAUGCGAAACCAUGCGUGAUUUUUUUUGACGAGCUGGAUUCUGUAGCCCCGAAAAGAGGCAAUCAAGGAGAUUCAGGCGGAGUUAUGGACCGAAUUGUGUCACAGCUGUUGGCGGAAUUGGACGGUAUGAGUACAGGAGGUGAUGGUGUAUUUGUGAUAGGGGCUACAAAUAGACCCGACCUUCUUGAUGAGGCACUACUUCGUCCAGGACGUUUCGAUAAGCUACUUUACCUAGGUAUCUCUGAUACAAAUGAAAAACAAGAGAAUAUACUGAAAGCUCUCACUAGGAAAUUUAUGCUUGGGAACGAUGUGAAUUUAUCGAUGCUCGCUAAUGGUUGUCCUUUUACUUAUACCGGUGCUGACUUCUAUGCACUAUGUUCUGAUGCUAUAUUAAACGCCAUGACUAGAACAUCUAAUGAAAUUGAUAGUAAAGUGGACGAUUACAAUCUCCAAAAUGAUAAAAUUGUUUCUCUUCGCUAUUGGUUCGAAAAAGUUGCUACUCAAGAUGAUCUUAAUGUUAUUGUAAAGAUGCAAGACUUCCUAAAAGCAAGAAAUGAACUGAUACCUAGUGUAUCGGAAGAAGAAUUGAAGCACUAUUUGCGAAUCAAGGCCAAUUUUGAAACAGCCUAA